AUGCAUAAUAACUUCAUAGUUGCGGGUAUAUAUGUUGCCGCCAUCUCUCUUCUUCCUUCCUGCCCCGCACCUUCCAUUGCUUUUUUUAUUAUUACCGGCCUAGCUGCUUCUCUUGCAGGUAAUCUGCUCAUGAUUGGUCUCAACGGCAAUGUCAGGCGUGCUGGGGUCAAUGUUGAGGUUCUAUUCAAAAGUGUGACUGUCACUCAGACCUCCACUUCUUUCCUGAGAAUUGAGAAUGUUGCCGCUGAAUGCAUGAACCUCGCUACACUUUUUACUGAGGAGGGAACCCCCAGCCUAUGUGGCUCUGCUUGCCUUGAGUACCCUAAUCUCAGUACUGAGGAUUACUAG
Molecule: messenger RNA, 348 nt
Organism: Aspergillus neoniger CBS 115656
Lineage: Eukaryota; Fungi; Ascomycota; Eurotiomycetes; Eurotiales; Aspergillaceae
Exons: 3
Coding region: 1-348 (115 amino acids)
Source: RefSeq, a predicted model, not a curated record